This is a messenger RNA of Entrophospora sp. SA101, 579 nucleotides long. Lineage: Eukaryota; Fungi; Glomeromycota; Glomeromycetes; Entrophosporales; Entrophosporaceae. The record is from the annotation of a GenBank genome assembly.
AUGAAAGCUGAAACAACCCGUGGAAAAUUUUCAAAUCCUAAACCAGAUUUGGUUAAAGAGGUUAUGGAAACUACCAAAGAAGCACCACACAACGAUUGGUUAGAUUAUCAACUUCAUGGAUGGGAUUAUAGAAGAUACGUCACAUCAAAAUUAUCAUCUACAGUUGAUGAUUCCAAGUCAAUCAUCGAAUCAGAAUUUGAUUUUACCACAGUGAAAAUAAAUCAAAAUUUUUCCAAUUACUCAGCAUGGCAUCAGAGAAGCAAGCUUUUACCACUUUUGAUUGAAGAAAGGAAUUACAAUUCAGAAGAAAUCAAAACAUUUAUUGAUAAAGAAUUUGAUCUGGUCAAGUCAGCAUUUUAUACAGAUCCAGAUGACCAAAGUGCUUGGUUAUAUUAUUGGUGGUUGGUUGGCGGAGAUGGGAUACAGAGGCGAAAAUACAUUACCAAUUUACCUAGUAAUACUAUUCCUGAAUCUAAAUUCAAACCCUUAGAUGGUAUAAGAGUAUUAGAACUUGGGCAGUUGAUAGCUGGGCCAUUUUGUGGAACUAUUCUCGGUAUUGAUCUAGCAAAACAAGCCUGA